This is a messenger RNA of Lottia gigantea (owl limpet), 381 nucleotides long. RefSeq lists its product as hypothetical. NCBI's taxonomy places the organism in Eukaryota, Metazoa, Mollusca, Gastropoda, Lottiidae. The record is from RefSeq and is a predicted model, not a curated record. The transcript has 2 exons. The annotation marks the transcript as partial.
GAAAUUGUAACAAUCAGUCCAUCUAUUGGUCUCAUCUGUAAAAAUUCAGACCAGAUAGAUAACAAAUGUGAAGAUUACAAAAUCAGAUUUUGUUGUCCGAAAGAACCAAAUUGUAAUGGAAAUUGGACCGAAUUCUUUGAUCGAGAUGAUCCAUCUGGUAACUACGACUCUGAGGAUUUGACCAACAUUCAAAUUGAAUAUCCCGGGAAAGUUUGUGAGAAUCCUAUUGGUGUUGAUGCUAGGCUGUUGAAUAAUUUAAACUAUAUCACUAGUGGUGAAAUUGUAACAAUCAGUCCAUCUAUUGGUCUCAUCUGUAAGAAUUCAGACCAAAUAGAUAACAAAUGUGAAGAUUACAAAAUCAGAUUUUGUUGCCCAAAAUAA